Molecule: messenger RNA, 1626 nt
Organism: Papaver somniferum (opium poppy)
Lineage: Eukaryota; Viridiplantae; Streptophyta; Magnoliopsida; Ranunculales; Papaveraceae
Exons: 8
Coding region: 1-1626 (541 amino acids)
Source: RefSeq, a predicted model, not a curated record
AUGAGUAGGAGUAUUAGACCACCUAACCCUGCUUCUUAUUUGAAUAAUGUGAAUGUGUAUAUAUCUGAUGCUGAUAUUGUGUUUCUUACUUCCAUGCCUACUGCUGAUGAAAUUAACCAUGUGAUUUUUGACAUGAAACCAUGGACUAUACCAGGUCAUGAUGGUUUCCCACCUGGUUUCUACCAGAUGAUGUGGGAUACUGUCGGAACUAAUGUGGUUAAAAUGGUUCAAUCCCUUUUCCAUUCUCAUCAUAUGUUAAAACAGAUUAAUCAUAAUUUUACGGCCCUCAUUCCAAAGCAUAACUGCCCAAAAGGGGUUGUUGAUUUCAAGCAUAUUAGUUUAUGCAAUGUAAAAUACAAGAUUAUUUUAAAAUUGUUAGCUUCUAGGCUUAAAACAAUCUUGCAUAAAAUAAUUAGUCCAGAUCAAUCUGCUUUUCUAGCUGGUAGACAAAUACAAGACAAUAUAGUGAUAGCUCAUAAAGUUUUGCACUCUAUGAAGAAAACUAAAGCUAAUGAUGGGGGUAUAACAGUAAAAGUAGAUAUAUCUAAGGCCUUUGAUAGGGUAGAGUGGACUUUCUUUGUAAAAAAGUUACAAAAUCUAGGCUUCUCUGAGUCUUGGUGUAAAAUGAUAGAGCAAUGCAUAUCAACUGUUUCAACAUCCAUUUUACUGAAUGGGUCACCAGGUGAGGUUUAUUUUCCGCAAAGAGGGUUGAGACAGGGUGAUCCCUUGUCUCCUUAUAUGUUUAUUCUCAUUAUGGAAUGUUUCUAUAGAUCUCUUAAUCAAUCUGAAGAAGAGGGUCUUAUACAUGGUUUUAAACCCACUAAAGCUUCUCCUUCUAUAUCUCAUUUAUUUUUCCCUGAUGAUUCUAUUGCUUUUAGUUCUGAAGUGCCAAAUAAUGUUAAAAAUGAUAUUGUUAAUGUCUUGCAAAUAAGAAGAAUGGAUUUGCAGGAAAGACGUAGACUUGCACCUUGGAAACCUAAGUACAUUGCGCAACCAGGUAAGACUGUUCUAAACCAAUCUGUCCUAGGUAGUACGCAAAAUGGGAAAGGUGGAUACAUGAAAGGUUGGUCUGAUAUGGCUUUGCCUAAAGAGUUAGGGGGUCUGAAUAUUAGGAGGACUGACAUUAUGAACAUAUAUCUCCUUGCAAAGAUUGCUUGGAGAAUGCUUGAGAAUCCUGACGCUCCUUGGGUCAAAAUUCUAAGAGGAAAUGAGGACUCUGUUCACAUAUGGAAACAUAAUUGGAUACCAGACCAUCUAGGUCCUCCCACUUCUCAAUUUAUAUCUUCUAAUAUGACUUAUGUUAAGCAGUUAAUAGAUCAAAAUAAUAAUACCUGGAAUGUUGAUGUGUUGAAUGCCUUAUUCGAUCAAAGUAUUAUUUCUGACAUAAGAAAAAAUAAAGUUCCUAUGUAUGGUGCUGAUAAAAUGAGAAGGGUUGACAGUCGUUCCAUUGAGGUUAAUUCUGAAUUAAGUGAUUGGAUGGCAUCAAGUGUUGCAGUUUCUGAUUCAAUCAAUACUAAAGCUAGGGAGAAUGCAAUGGAAUGCGAGGAAAACCAGCCAAAGCUUUAUAUCCAGAAUAAGCAGAGGCGAUGGCACUUUUGGAAGCUGCGUUAUGGGCCAAAGAAAUGA